Messenger RNA from Rosa chinensis, 738 nucleotides. RefSeq lists its product as uncharacterized. NCBI's taxonomy places the organism in Eukaryota, Viridiplantae, Streptophyta, Magnoliopsida, Rosales, Rosaceae. The record is from RefSeq and is a predicted model, not a curated record. The coding region runs from base 1 to 738 and encodes 245 amino acids. The transcript has a single exon.
AUGGGGUUAGAGGUCCAGUUGGAGCCGGCUUUCGGCCAGCUCUCGGUUGAGCGGGCGGUUAUGGGCUCAACUCCGCCGCAACGUCAAUUCUUGUUCCACCUUCAUGCGCCGGAUUCUUUGCACCUCGGAAUCCAUGUCACUGAUUUCCACUCUAAUACGUGGGAGGCUGUACGGUCGGUUAGUCAGCUAGAUGAUAUGCAGGACAGCAUUGGAAUAGGAGGCACUUGGUCAGAGUUCAUAGACUAUCUUGUCAAUUCCAUAAAAUCUGAGCAUACAAAGCUUGUUUUGGAGGGACCGUUAAACUCAGAUGGCGCUGCAGCUGCAAAGUUAGUUGCUCAGAAGGCUAAAGGAAUGCCUAAAAUUUCCAUUGCCAUGACAAAGCUUGUGGGCUCGGCUGCUACUGAGGCUAUUGCAAAUCUCUCUCUUCAGCUCUUCAAAGAGUUCAAAAGCAUCAACGAGUCUUAUGUAGAAGAACGUGAGCGGUCUAUGCAAUUGUCCAAAGUGGUAUCAGCAGAAAAGGAAAGAAACGACAGCAUCCAGAGCCAACUUGAGCUGUAUACUAAGAGGCAAAAGAUACAAAGGAUUGGUUCUUCGGACAUUAAUGGCGCACAAAACUCUCCAGAAAAACAAGCCACUAGAGAUACAAAAUCAACAAAAGUUGUCAAUCGGGUCGUGCCUGCAUAUCGCAGGGCAAAAGUACGUGGUGCUGUUCUGCAGGAUAUCGAAGAUGAAACUUAG